Pecten maximus is the source of this 4910-nucleotide messenger RNA. RefSeq lists its product as uncharacterized. NCBI's taxonomy places the organism in Eukaryota, Metazoa, Mollusca, Bivalvia, Pectinida, Pectinidae. The record is from RefSeq and is a predicted model, not a curated record. The transcript is spliced from 6 exons. Bases 214 to 2604 code for a protein of 796 amino acids. Gene Ontology annotation, molecular function: protein binding.
ACAUUUACAAAUGGCCGCCCAUGGGGGCAAUCCAAAUAUAGUUUAUGCUAGAUAUAUCGGUAGAGCCAUUUCCUCUCUGUUUGUCGCCGCUGGAAUCAUGUGAGGUCGAAACUGAAUAGGAAAGCAAUCAAUAAUGGAUUGUAAAGUGAUCAAUAAACGAAACUGAACUUCAGCAGCUGUGCCUGACCUAAGACCUAAGGAAUAGUUGUGACCAUGGUGAGCAUUCCUGAUUGGUCAAAAUUUGCGCGGGUGCAGGAGGGUCUCAAGGAUUCGCGCAAUGUGCACCUUAACAAGUACUACAAACAGCGUGAGGAGGAGGCCAUUCGGCAGGCGGAGGAGCGUGGCUACUUUAGGGUUCCCACACAAUCCUAUCUUCUGGAAGAAAAUGAUUUCCGUAACGGCAGGAAAGUGCGUGAACUUGGGCAGUUACAUCUAGUGAAACUGGUUGGGGUACACCUACGGAAGGUCGGUGACAUUGCUUACUGUGUGAAUCUCCGUAUCUGUAUCCUCAACAAUAACUUCCUCACAAAAAUAGAUGAUCUAGCAUCAUGUCGCCAGCUAGUGAAACUUGAUCUCCAUAGUAACCAGAUUAGCAGUAUCCCUGGGGUCGCAUUCUGGUCUGGAAUGAGGAAACUCAAGAUUAUACAUCUCCAUGACAACCCACUUGGAAAAUAUGAAACAUUACAAAAUCUGGCAACAUGUCCGUCACUUAUGGCACUAACCCUGUAUGACACGCCCCUCAGUCUGAAGCGAAACUAUCGCCACCAUGUUGUCAACAGUAUUUGGUCACUAAAGGCACUCGACCAUCAUGUCAUAUCGGAUGAAGAAAUCAUUGAAGAUGCCAUUUUUGGUGGAAGGUUCGGAACACUACAUCCUGCUUUCAGGACAGAUCUUUGUCCCCCUACAUUAGAGGACUCUGACUUCCAGGAGGAACUUUACACUAUUUACCUGGUUGAGGCCUACAUCAAUCACAUACAGGCUCAUCACUCUCCGGUCCUCAUCAUACAGCGGUUCAUGAGGGGCUAUCUCACAAGGAAAAGGUUUGGACACCUUGGCCAGAAGAUAAGUCAGAUGAAACAGGGUGGUGACCUAUCCCUGAUACCAUCUGAACUGAUCCCUCCUCCUCCAAGUUCCUCUCCCGCGUUUGGGGCCAGCUCUAGUGGUCAGGAUCUGUCUGUACCUAGUAUGGACUAUGAUUCUUACAUAAAAAACCGUCGACCCGACACUUCACCAGCACCACCUAGUGAAGGAACAGGGACACCAAUUACGAAACCCACAACAUCAGAGAGUGUAGAUGAGCCACACCCAACACCACUGGAGGGCCAGACACCAGUCCAGGAUGAUGACAUCGGCACACCAAAAAAACGGAAAAACCUUCUAAUCAACCUGGCAAAACUUCAGACUGGGACAUUCUCAAGUCUGUAUGAUGAAGGCAUUGCUGUAGAGACAGUCUUGCCUGAAAAUUCACACGAAAAAGUUGUGACAGCAUCAGAAAAGAAAUCGCGCCGCAGGAAACGAAAGGAAAGCCAGAAGAAGGUAGUAAAAAGUGUGAAGCAGUUCUUUGGUCCUAUUGUGGAGUCAUCUCCGGCCCUAGUAGAAUCUCCAAGAGAAGAGGAGGAGGAUACCCAGAUCACUGAGUACCGCCUCAGGGGAAUCAAACCAGAUGUUAUGUACAUCGAUGCCACAACCGAAAUGAUUCUGUCAAAGCAGGAAGCCGGUCGUCUGGUGAGAGAUGCUGAGGAUGAAAUUCACAUGAGAGCGAGGGAUCUACCCAAACCCAAGAUCACCCCACGCAAAUCUGUCAACACCAACCAACGCAUGUUUGCUCGUGUACAUGGCACUAUGGGUAUAUCCAGUUUACUUGCAGUCCACCAGGCCUACAGGGAUCGGGAGAAGGCUGAACAGACAGCUGCAAAAAUGGAACACAUACUUACAAUGCGUGAUGAACGUGACAGGGCCAAAGAGAGAAUUCGGCUUCAUAAUGAUGAGAAACGUAACAUGGCCCUGAGAAAGCGUGAUGCUGAGCGAAAUCAAAUGCUAGACAUUCUAGAGAAGAAGGAAAUGAAGCGAUUAAGUUACUUGGAGAAACGUACUGAUUUGAAGGCAAAGUCAUCAGACUUCAACCGCUCAUACAAAACAGACUUUGCAUUUAUCACUGAAUUUAGCAAUCAGCAUACGUCAGUGUCUAACGCUCUGAUGAGACACGACAAGCAGGCACGCACCGAGGAUAACAUCACCCUGAGGACUGACUUGGUGCAGACUCAUAACACUGUCAAGUCGGAGCAACAGGAGCUGGUGAAGAAAUACAUGGAGCAUCGACAACUGAUGAGGCAGACUGAGGCAGCCAUGGCCCGUGCCACAUUGGACACUCGCAUGCUACAGGAGGCCAAUGAUCGCCUUUUUGAAGCCAAAUCUCGGGUAGCCCAGCAGAAGGCACGUAGGGAGACUGUACAGACAUUUUACCCCCUCCCACAACAUGUCACUCCUGCCCCUGGGGCCAGUGCUACUGAGCUCCCUGCGGUCAGUCCAGGAGCUACACGAUUUGAGGCCAACAUCUUGAUGAACCAGGGUCGAGUGGGAAAGCACCCCACUUUACUUACAUAAAUGCAUCUCAGUAAAUCUGCUUCUCAUGGCCAAACAUACAAACUGACCCACAUGUAAACAGGGUAUUUAUCGUCUGAAGACUUUGUUAGACUAAAAGGUCUAUUUCUGUAUUACAGCAUGUUUACAUGAUCUUGUUGUUAUUGAAUAUGAUAUGAUAUAUACUUUGUAACUAUUAUCUUUGAAAUCAAUCAGAUGCCAUAAUGUAAAGCCAUUCACCUUACCAGUUAUUUCAUUGUAUGACAUAUUAAGUUCAUUCUAACCUAAAUAUUCUGCCAUAAACAAGUUCUGACACUAAGAAGUUAUGAUUUAGUAUAAUAAAUAAAUGAAAACCAAGAUAAACAUUUACUACAAUAUUUAUCUGUCCUGUUAUGCUUAGAUAUUUAACAUUGGACCCAAAAACAAGUCAUUACAUUCUGAAUCACCAAAUAAGUGGAAUUCCCCAGAAACAGAAGCCUGGCUAGCUAGUAGUACAUGUCUGGUACAGUAGUCCAAGUUACAGCAGGCGGAGUGGUACAUGUAAGGGACCGUAGUCCCAGUCAAAGCCUAAUGUGAUAAUAGUUGUGAUAUUGCUUUUAUUGAAUGCUAUAUAUAUAUUUAUUAUUGUUUUAUCAAUGCUUUUUCAAUGAAUACAUUAUAAAUACAUAUACUGUACUACUUUCUUUGUAUAUUUUUCGAGAUUCAGGAAUUGUAAUUGUAUGAAUUAUUCACAUACCACUUAUAAUUAUGUCUGUUACACUGUACAAGUCAUGUGAUCUGUCUGUUACACUGUACAAGUCAUGUGAUCUGUCUGGACGGUCAUAUUUGAAUCAUGGCAGAACAUAUUACAUGUAGCCGUGAUUGUUGUUAUGGUGUUAAGUAGAUGUUCAAUGUUAAACCAAAUGUCUUUACACACAGAAUGGCACAGUUGUCACCUAUGCUAUCCUGUACACCAGUGAAUCCGUCCAUUUUGAAAAUGUUGUUUGUGAUCAAGUUUUAAACUCUGAAUUUUGAAUGUGUGUUUUAAUCUAUCUAGUCUGUGAUCUGAUGAUAUUAAACUUUUACGCCAACAAUUUUUUUUUUAAUUCAGCGUAAUGAUUUCCAUUAAGCUCUCACAUUUGACGAUAAUAGCAGCAUAAAGUCUAUGCUACUAGAUUCAAUUCAUAGCAAUUUUCUCUUAUAUGAAUAAAUAAAUCAAAUGUAUAUGCAUGUCUUAAUUUGUCUCUCUGGUGACAUUUUCUGUCUUUGUUGACAAUUUGUCUUUGGUGAUAGUUUCUUUCUUUGUUGACAUUUUGUCUUUGGUGACAUUUUCUCUCUUUGUUGACAUUUUGUCUUUAGUGAUAGUUGGUCAUUUUGUCUUUAGUGACAUUUUCUCUAUUUGUUGACAUUUUGUCUUUGGUGAUAGUUUGUCAUUUUGUCUUUGGUGACAUUUUCUCUAUUUGUUGACAUUUUGUCUUUGGUGAUAGUUUGUCAUUUUGUCUUUGGUGACUGUUGUUGACAUUGUUGUCUUUGGUGACAGUUUCUCUCUUUGUUAGAAUGUUAAAUGUUUGGCUUUGUCGACAGUUUGUUCUCUUGUUGACAGAUUGUCCUCGGUAUCACAUUGUCCGUAAUGACACAUUAUAAUUAAUUACAUGUCCGUAACGACACACACUAUAAUUAAUUACAUGUUCGUAACAACACACUAUAAUUAAUUACAUGUCCGUAACAACACAUUAUAAUUAAUUACAUUGUCCGUAACGACACACUAUAAUUAAUUACAUGUCCGUAACGACACACUAUAAUGAAUUACAUGUCCGUAACGACACACUAUAAUUAAUUACAUGUCCGUAACGACACACUAUAAUUAAUUACAUGUCCGUAACGACACACUAUAAUUAAUUACAUGUCCGUAACGACACACUAUAAUUAAUUACAUGUCCGUAACAACACACUAUAAUUAAUUACAUGUCCGUAACGCCACACUAUAAUUAAUUACAUGUCCGUAACAACACACUAUAAUUAAUUACAUGUUCGUAACAACACACUAUAAUUAAUGACAUGUCCGUAACAACACACCAUAAUUAAUUUUAUGUCCUUUGUGACUGACUGUCCACCAUAAACCAGUCCAUCAUAGUCAUUGUCUUAAUUUAUUUCAAUAACUGCUGACCAACAUUUAUGAUGUGUUUUAUAGAUUUAUAGAGCUUGUUUUUGUACAUAAGUUUUUAUAUUCUAAUGUUACUGAUGUAUACAAAGUUUCUCAAUCACUGGUACUGUUUAAAAGUUUAUUAUCCUCACAUGAACAGGAUGUCUUGACUUUGUGAGAGUAAACAAAUAAACUAUUUCUAUACGUU